CGACAAGUGACACAAAGUGAUAAAAGAGAACAGAAUACGAACGAACAGAAAACGGGGAGAGAGAAAACGGAAGAACAGACAACAGAACAGAAAACGGGAAAGGAGAAAAUGCACUCCAGAGACCAUUUAAAUAUGGAGGAAAACGAAAUGGAAAUUGACAUAGAGCAAGAAGUGGAGGCCGAGGAAAAUAAAGAGGAGAAUGUGGAAGAAGUAGAAUUAGACAAUAAACAAAGGAAAAUGAUCCAAGAGAGACUAGAAGAAAGCGAAGAAAAGUGGGAAGGUGCGGAAGUGUUGUGUCAAAGCGCCGCCUUCCUAACCAAUCUCGUGACAGCGGCCUCGGCUCUCACUGUCGCUGUCAUUGCACUUGACAGGUACUUGGCUAUAGUACGGCCCAUGGUCUACGGCAUCAUGGUGACAGGCCACCGCUGUCUGCUGAUGCUCGCCUGGUGCUGGGUUCAAGCCCUUCUCACGGCGCUUCCUCCUCUUUUUGGUUGGUCUAGGUACGAACGCCACGGUCCAGAGGGACGAUGUGGAGUGCAAUGGGCUCGCUCCCCUUCGUAUACAGCGGUCUGGGUCACCAGCGUGUUCGUCGUGCCCGUGAUUGUCAUGCUCGUGUGUUAUUACUUCAUCCUUCAGGUGGCGCGAAACAAGUGCCGGCGCAUCCACGUGGGCACGAUGAUCGGUGCCGCCGCCGCCGCCACCUCCCCGCCCGUGACCCCUGACCCCUCCUCCGUGUGCCUCGAGGUCCCCCACCUGACGGAGGUCAAGCGGCCUUCCUCCUUCGAGAAUAACGGCGCGGCAGGAGGUCCCAGGGGCUUCGAUGACCUUUUGGACGCUCCUGGUCGAGGGGGAGGGAGGGGCGUCGGAGGAGGGGUAGGAGUGGGCGUCCCCUGUAGGAGCUUAAGCGUGAGCGUUGUCAAUAAGAUUGCCAACGACACCAGUCCUUCCUCUGCGGCGCCGAAACGCAAACUGGGCGACUGUGGGAGGUCCCUCUCCUUUUGUCAGCCUCAGCAGCCCGUGAAGCCGGUUCUGCGACGCGUCCAGAGCACCCUCGCCAUGAGACCGUCUUUUAGGAAGAAGUUCAGUCUCGGUCGCCGGAAACCCUCGUGGAGUUGGGAAGCCUCACCUGCCAAGGGCUUCAGGACCGUGUGCGUGGUGGUGGGCGCGCAUGUGUUCACGUGGGCGCCUUACUCGCUCAUGGCUGUGGCGGAGGCGGUUCUUGGCGUCGAAAGGGUGUCUAUUUUACCUCACUGGAUUAGGGUUACCUCGACCUUACUCCUGUUCACGGCGAGCGUGUUCUACCCCAUCGUCUACGGGCUCUACAACCGCUCUAUAAGGAAGGAGGUCGUGACCUGCCUUUGCCCCAGCAGCAGCAGAGCCCGGCGGAGAGGCAGCCUCAACCCCAGGCCCUCGACACUCAACUCGUUCACAGAAGGCAGCGUCCUGGACUUCUCCUCCCUACGUCACCGCGACAUCCUGGAGAAGCCCCUGACCCCAUGCCCCAACCCCGCCCUCCUGACGGCGCCCAUCCCGACGAUCUCCGGCUCCAUGGGCAUGGGUGGGCACGCGCCGCCCCACCUGCCGCCCAUCUUCCUCAUGACGGAUUAUGAUCACAUACCCACGCGCGGGUAUAACCUCAAUGCCAGGAAGCCCUCGCAGGACUCGGAUUGCUGUCUCUUCGAAUUUUCCUCGUCACUUGCUAGGGAAGCCGGACAGACAGGAGCGGUCAUGGCUUCCGGAGACGACUUCGACGCGGAGACGCCGACCCACAGCCAGACCCACCUCCACCUCCACCCGCGACCCACGCGAAGGGUUUCCGCCCCCAGCGUCCUCGGCAGUGUUCGCGAAGACCCUUCGACGCCCCCGCCCUCGCCCUCUCACGCCGCUGGCCCCGCGUCGACGCCCUUGGCCCUCCAGACGAUGGCCUGCGGCAGCAUCUCCCCCGCCGUGAACCGGAGGAAGAUGCCGAUCAUGCCCCUCUCGCUGCAGGUGCUGGCCGAGAGCGCGGCGAAGGCCCCUGCGGCUCCCCUGCGGCGGGUGCGGAGUCUGGACAAGCUGCCGACGGGUGACUACGAGGCCAGGGACAAGAAGUACCUCUCGCUUCCCUACGACAAGUCCCUCACGCGCUACAUCAGGAAGAAGCAGUCCCUCCCGCCGCUGGUGAGGGAGACGUCACUCACGGGGGUGCCCCCCUGCGAGCGCCUGGCCCGGAGGAAGGGCUCCAUGUCCAUCCUGAAGGUGGUGGCCAUCCCCGAGGACUGCGGGGGGGCGGAGGGCGCGCCGGAAGUGCCGGACUCCGGGCGGGGGAGCGUCGACAGCGGCGAAGUGGCCAAGGCGCGCGCCCAACGCCAGAUCAGCAUAGACGAAGGGAUCGGGGCGGAGUGCCUGGUGGAAGAAGAUGCGGCCGGGGAUUAAACUUUUGAAUAGCUAGGACCGUAAAAACCGUUAGAACCGUUACGACCGUUAGAAUCCCUUUACCAUCCUCAGGCAGGUUCGGAUAUGGGUCUUUUUUAUUUAUUUCUUUAUUACAUUUAUUUAUCACUGUUUUCAUUUAUUUAUUUCAUUCGGGUUUACAAUGAGAAUUAUUCCAUUUGUUAUCCAUUUUUUUUAUCAUGAAUAAACAGAGGGUCCAAUAAUGGAAUACCUCUAGUUAAGAAAAAAAAAAAAACCUUUUAUUAUGAAUGAAUAACGACUAUAAUUCUCAGAUUAUAAUCAUGAAAAAAGAAUAGAAGAUUAUAUUUUAUCAUUACACCUAGAACUCCUGUAGCCGAUGAGGAACUAGGAGAAACAAACAAAGAUACAAAGAAGAGGAUACAUUUAGUCAGCCUAUACUUAAUGUUUUGUGUAUAUACCUGUGAAUAUAUUAGUGUUAAUCUACUUGUAAAUAUGAUAGUUUCAUGUCGCCUCGCAUUUAUAAGAUGUAAAAAGUAUAUAAUAAGGUCUUUUUUUACGUAACAUAAGCGAACACACACCCAUACUUUCAUCCUCUCUCUGUCUGUCUCUCUUUUUCUGUCUUUGUAUGUUUGUUUAUAAAUAUAUGUUUAUAUAUUUGUUUGUCUGCCCCCCCCCCCCUCUCUCUCUCUUUCUCUCUUUCUCUCUUUCUCUCUCUCUUUUGCUCUCUCUCUCUCCCACCUUUUACACCGAAGAUCUCAACAGUCAUACCAAUGAUAAACUACCUCGUUUUGACUGAAAACGAUACGAACCUCAGUUUUGUGAAUCAGUCUUGGAAAAAAAUCUUUUGAAUGAAUUUGAGAAAAAGGAAGUUCAUUUGACUAUCUCCUCUAUAUUUAAAAUCGAUAUGUUGAGUGUAAUAGAAAAUCUAGUGAAAGUGGAUAAAAAACCUUUUAUUGAAGGCUCUAGAAAGAAAGCACAAAGACAAACAUAAAGACAGAAAUAACAACAACAACGAUAAUGUAUUAAUACAGUGGCAUUUCGUUUACCUUGAAGAAUACUCUAUAAUUUAGAGAGAAGCGAACAGUGCAUUUUAUUUUUUAUUGUUAUGAAUGACAUUUCGAAUAACCCUCCUUCGAAAUGCAUAAAGAAUGUCUAUCCUAAUUUAUAUGUGUAUCAUAUCCUGAUUUCUGGUGAUAAGAAAUCAACAUGUAUAGCACUAUACGUAUCAUUAGGAAUAGAUAUCAGAAAUUCCCCAGUUUUAUGGUAAGAAAUUGUGAUAAAAGGAAUGGUAUUUACCCGUGAAUGGUAUGAGUCAGUCGAAGAUUGGCUGAUUGUAAUGCUAUAUAUAUAUUUGAAUAUCUGUUAUGUAUACAGAAUAAUAUAAUUUAAUGUUCGGUA
Molecule: messenger RNA, 3792 nt
Organism: Penaeus chinensis
Lineage: Eukaryota; Metazoa; Arthropoda; Malacostraca; Decapoda; Penaeidae
Biological process (GO): G protein-coupled receptor signaling pathway
Cellular component (GO): membrane
Molecular function (GO): G protein-coupled receptor activity
Source: RefSeq, a predicted model, not a curated record